AUGUCAUUCCGGCGCCAUCACUUGGCAGCUGCAGUAGCAAAUUUACUAUUGGCCUCAUUGACAGUUUGUCAAGCCAGCAGCCCUUCAGCAAUCGUCAUCCCCCUGAGUCAGUACUUGGGCAUCUUUGGGAUCAACAACCAGCCGUUGAACUUCACGUCACUUGGCAACUUUUCUUCACCUUCAUUCCUUACCACUCUGAAAGACCAGAAGCGCAUCCCAUCUCUCAGCUGGAGCUACACCGCAGGCGCGAUCUAUCGUCUGAAAAAGGUUUAUGGUCAAUUGAUCUUCUCUGGCUACGAUACCUCUCGCUUCCCCGAAAAUGCCCUUACCUUCACCAUGGCAGACGAUAUCACCCGUGAUCUUGUGGUAGCGCUUCAAGCUAUUACAUACAGCGGCGCUGAUCAGGCCUCUCUGCUACCUUCACCCAUCAACAUCUACAUUGACUCGACUGACCCCAAUAUCUGGCUACCAGAGUCAGCUGUCAAAGCCUUUGAAUCCGCAUUCGACCUCACCCUCGAUGAAGACAGCAGCCUAUACCUAAUAAAUGGCACGCACCACAACUCGCUUCUCAAGUCCGACGCCGAGGUCACGUUCCGCUUGUCAGAUGUUCUCGAUGGUGGCGAUACCGUCACAAUCACGUUGCCUUACCAGGCAUUCGCGCUCCGGGCAGAGUAUCCGUUGGUUGAGAAGAGUAGCUAUUACUUCCCUCUCAAGCUGGCCGUCAACGAGUCACAGUACACGCUUAGACAGACCUUUCUGCAAGAAGCCUAUCUAACGGCCGACUACGAACGACACGUGUUUAAUGUCUCACAGUGCAGCUGGGAUGGGGGAGCAGAAGAGACUCUCGUCACCAUUCUUCCCAAGGGCUCCCGGUCCGGUUCGACUCCUGAUGACGGAAAGAAUUCAGAUCCGUCAGAUCAAGAUCUGCCAGAUGACUCUUCCGACAACAAGGCACAGAAUUCAUUGAGUACUGGUGCAAUCAUCGGCAUUAUCAUUGGAGUCGUCGCUGUCAUCGCUGCCGCCGGAGCCUUCAUCAUAAUCCGGAGACGUCGACAGUCCGCAAAGCAAGCGCCAAAUGGGCCAGCGCGGAAUGAGGAGACUGAUACAGGUGCAGACUCUCCUGGGUUCGGCAAGAGCGAGUUGCAUGCGGAUGCUAUCAAACCCCAUACGGAACUGAUGGGUGACGUUCAUCACUUCCACGAACUACAUUCUGAAUCGAAAGAGGCAGUAGGCCAGACGGGGAGGUGUUCUCCAUUGUAUGAGCUAGUGGGGAGCGAUGUGCCAAGAGUUCCGGCAGAGUAUAGCAAUCAGCCAUCUCCGGCUCUAUCAGUGGCCGAUGGUGUGGAAGGAGAAGCCCGUUCAACCAGUCCUUUAACGGAAACCAGCUCGAAGAAGGGUGAGGUUCCCAAGGCAUAA
Messenger RNA from Fusarium falciforme, 1416 nucleotides. RefSeq names its product Peptidase A1 domain-containing protein. NCBI's taxonomy places the organism in Eukaryota, Fungi, Ascomycota, Sordariomycetes, Hypocreales, Nectriaceae. The record is from RefSeq and is a predicted model, not a curated record. Bases 1 to 1416 code for a protein of 471 amino acids. The transcript is spliced from 4 exons.